AUGCUUCGAAACAUACUCUUCACAACUUUGCCGCUUCUCGUGGAGGCUGCGUACCUCGACCCAUCGCUACAACAGCAGAAGCCUUUGCUGGACCCCAAGCCAGCGUCUGGCCGUGUGAUCCCCAUUACACUAGACCAUGAUCUUCACUACACCUUCAUCAACUCUCCUCCUGUCUUCGACUUAAAGCCUCUCGAGCACCUCCAAAACUCAAUGGCUAGCUAUAGCGCCGGAGGACCCAUUCAAGAAACCAUACUCGUCAACAUCCCUCUCAACAGUUCACAGUCCGGCACCGCCACUUUCUACACCAUUUCUGAAUCAGAUUCAUGGUCGCAGGCUGCCGAUAGAUUCAUUUGGAUGCAACAGGAACGACUACAUCUCCAACCCAUUCUCGGCGCCCAACUCCCUUUACUCGGUAUCGGCAUAAGAAAGAGCGGUAUGAUCUCUAUGCCUGCUGAAUCCGCCACUCUCGAUCUAAGCACACCAUAUAUCCAUGUUCCGAAAGGCAUUUGGGACGUCUUGCUACUGGCUACCAGUACUGAACAGCAAGCCAGAGAUGGCAAUGAGAUGCUGUAUGUUGAUUGUGGAGCUUUGAACAUCUUCCCUGACCUGGUAUUUGGGGUCGAGCGAGAGGAUUUUGAAGGAGGAGCUGAAGAGAAUGAUGGAGAGAACGAAGAGGACGACGAUGACGAUGUUGACGAACUGGUUGUCAAACCCGAACAAUACAUACUGCAGACCGCAGAGGGGAGAUGCAUGCUCCUAGCUAGAAACGCGGAUUCUUGUCAUGACGACAGGGGAAUAAUCAAACUUGGCUGGGCAGCGGUCAGAGGCCGUGAUGUGGUGUUGGAUUGGCAUGGGUCAAGGGUUGGCUUCGAAAAGCAGGCCUGA
This is a messenger RNA of Alternaria postmessia, 885 nucleotides long. RefSeq lists its product as uncharacterized. The coding region runs from base 1 to 885 and encodes 294 amino acids. The record is from RefSeq and is a predicted model, not a curated record. NCBI's taxonomy places the organism in Eukaryota, Fungi, Ascomycota, Dothideomycetes, Pleosporales, Pleosporaceae. The transcript has 2 exons.